AUGCGCGUCUAGACAGGAGGAUCUGCGACCAGCGUUGAGCGGGCCGUGCCAGGUACAGGCGCAAUUUUUGUGCUCAGUGUCUCGCAGUGCUCGCGUACUCGACGACGGGACCGUCGACACUAGCUUUCCAAUUUCUAUAUUUCCUACUUGGUUGCUAUUUCCGUCGCUCCCUGAGUUGCUUUCUUUUUUGUAUAACACGCCUCCUCGCACCUGCCAAACGCCUCCUCCGCUCCUUCCUCCGUCGCCAGCUCUGCCCCUCACCAUCCCCGCGAAGAGACGUCCGCCAAACGAGACGACACUGCCGAUCUUCUGCAGCUCCUUCACACGCGCUGAAGAUACAUCGGCCCUUUUCAACCACACAAGCCAAAAUCCGGCUUUCGUCCCUCAACCGUUAACGAUCGCCGUCAUGUCUUCCCACCCGAGUCUCACCAGCACGUACCGUGCGCGCGCCUCCCUCCCCACGACUGGACCCCUGGCCUCGUACCUGCUGAGCCUGAUAUCCGUCAAGCAGACCAACCUCUGCCUCUCCGCCGAUGUCGAGACGUCAGCCGAACUCCUACAACUGGCAGAAGAUGUCGGUGACUCAAUCUGCCUGCUCAAGACGCACUGCGACAUUGUCACCGACUGGUCCGACAGGACAGCCCAGGCACUGAGGGAAAUUGCAAAGCGCAAGUGGUUCCUCAUCUUCGAAGACCGAAAGUUUGCGGAUAUUGGUGAAACCGUACAGAAGCAGUACACUUCUGGACACCACCGAAUCGCACUCUGGGCCGAGAUCACCAACGCCCACGUCAUCCCCGGCCCAGCCAUCGUCACCGCGCUCGAGAAAGCUGCCGAAGCGACCAUUGCCAAGUACAACACAUCCGUAAACACCGAGAUUUCUGCCACGCGACAAUCCAAUGGCGCCGACGAUGACGAUGAAGAAGAAGAGCCUGUGGCACGCGAUUCGGCAAUCGAGUCGCCAAUUGAGAUGGAGGGCGAAGAGAGACGGCUGAGCAUCAAGGCUGCCGACCGGAAGCACAGCGUUGUGAGCGUGACAACUUCGAUAUCCAUGCGGACGGAGAGCAUAUCGCCCCGUCCAGAGCCCAACGCCAACGGCGAAGAAGUCUUCAACCUAGACGUAGCUACCGAGCUCGUUCGUCUUGGCCCACCACCCUUCCUCCGCUCCCUCCUGUUGCUUGCGGAGAUGAGCUCCGAAGGCCACCUUAUGACACCAGAAUACCAAAAGAGGACUGUCGAGAUCGCUCGAAGCCGUCGCGAGUUCGUCAUGGGCUUCAUUGCUCAGCGCAGCUUGAACACUGAGCCAGAGGACAACUUCAUCACCAUGACACCGGGCUGCCAGCUUCCGCCGCCGGGUCAGGAAGGCAAGAAGCUGGGCGACGCUUUAGGCCAGCAAUACAACACUCCUCGCAAGUUGAUCUUCGAGCAAGGCUGCGACGUCAUCAUCGUCGGACGAGGCAUCGUGCGCGCUCAAGAUCGCAAGUCAGAAGCAGAGAGAUACCGAAAGGCCGCCUGGUCAGCCUACGAGGAGAGGAUCAAGAAGGCAUAGACGACUCGUCUAUGAGGCCUACAAUAGUCGAUUUAUACCCUUGCAACUUGCAGUUCCAAUAUUCUGCCUGCGGCAUUCGUGCACUCUGGUGCAAAUCCAAAUACAACAUUAUCAGAUGAAGGUCAUAUAUGGCGUUGGAUAUCUUUUCACAUGACAUGAAAACACAUACUAUGGCGUUGCGAUAUGCUGGUCGACGAGUUAUGAUAAUGCCAAAUGACCGUAGACGGAUGCAGGUUUACGAUAUGAUUAGUACCACCAUGAGAUAUUCAUUGCCUUGGAAAACAUACAAAACC
Molecule: messenger RNA, 1839 nt
Organism: Alternaria alternata
Lineage: Eukaryota; Fungi; Ascomycota; Dothideomycetes; Pleosporales; Pleosporaceae
Product: uridine 5'-monophosphate synthase
Exons: 2
Coding region: 407-1546 (379 amino acids)
Biological process (GO): 'de novo' UMP biosynthetic process; 'de novo' pyrimidine nucleobase biosynthetic process
Cellular component (GO): cytosol
Molecular function (GO): orotidine-5'-phosphate decarboxylase activity
Source: RefSeq, a predicted model, not a curated record